This is a messenger RNA of Paramecium sonneborni, 2565 nucleotides long. The record is from the annotation of a GenBank genome assembly. Lineage: Eukaryota; Ciliophora; Oligohymenophorea; Peniculida; Parameciidae.
AUGUAAACAACAAGAAUUGAAAAUUUGGAAUCAAAAUAUUUUGAAGAUUAGUCUAACAAAGAAACUUAGCCAAUAAAUCCUUGUAAAUAAACAAGUAGAUAAGAUAAUAAAAUCUAAAUUUUACAAUCUUUAUAAUUUUAAACCAAUAAGAAAAGAAAAGACACGCAAAGACGUCAUCUUUACAUUCAAAAAUUCUUAAACAAUAUUUAAGUUGAGAAAAAGUAAUAUAAAAAAUUGAACGAAUUUCAUUUAGAUAUAAUAAAUGAUAAAGGUAGUUCAUAAUUAGAAAGAGAAGAAGUAUAAGUAAAUAGUAAUAACAACAGAUGGUUUAAAAAUGUAUAAGAGUCUAUAAAUAAAAUUUUAAACAGAAUUCCUUUAAUAUAUCCUCAGACUAAAUAUAAAACAUUAUUAAAUAUAAUAGCAGUGAUUACAAGAUUAUACUUUGCAUUUGUAAUUCCUCUAGAUCUUGGAUGGUAGGAUAAAUCGUUUAUAUUUUAUGAUUUUAAAGUAAUCUCAACAAUAGCACUUUUAAUAAUAAUUUUAGAUUUGAUUAUAAGUUUGAAUACAGCAUAUUAUAAGGAUGGUUAGCUUGUUACAAAUAGAAGUGAAAUACUUAAACAUUCAUUAUUCAAUUCAUUUGGAAUGUAAUGGUUUUCAGUGUUAUUAUUGAUAAUAUUUUUAUUUUUAUCAUUUUCUGGAAAGGCUGAUACAGGAGCAAAAGAUACAAUAAGUAAUUUAUUACUUGUUUUAUUUUUGGUUCAUUUCAAACCAAUAAUCACAAUAGUUAAUUAUUAUGAAGAAAAUUUCAAUUUCAAUAAAUAAAUAUAAUCUUGUUUAGAAUUAGUGAAACUUUUAUUUGUGUUAUUCUAUUCUAUUCAUUUUUUUUCAUGUAUUUGGAUAUUAGUUGGUAGUUAUGGUGUAGUUAAUUAUGAAAAGAGUUGGCUUUUAUAAGUAGGAAUUUCUGAAUAAGAAUGGUAAAUACAAUAUUUAUAUGCUUUUUAUUAUUCAGCUGUAACUAUUUUUACAAUAGGAUAUGGAGAUAUUACUCCAUAAUCUUCAGCUGAAAAAGUAUUAGCUAUUACUUAUAUUAUUGUAGCUAGUAUUCAAUUACCAUAUAGUGUAAGUACUGUUGGAACUAUUAUCUAAUAGAUUACUGGAUAUAAGGAAGAAAAAAAAAGAAAGUUAAGAAUUAUUAAUUCAUAUCUAAAUCAAUAAUAGAUUAGUAAAGAUUUAUAAAUUUAAGUAAGAGAAUAUUUAACAUAUCGAUGGGAUAAUGAAUAACUUAAUAAAGAAUCAGAAGUAGAUGAGAUUAUUAAUUAGUUAUCCUAAGAUUUACAUGAUUCUUUAAUAACUGAAUCAUGUUCAUAACUACUUAAAAAAUGUAAACUUUUUAAAUUAGGCUUUUCUCUUAAUUUCAAAACUAAUCUAGUUAAACAUGCUAAGCAAAUUUAACUUUAACCUGAAUAAGAAUUAAUUAUUAAUAAUUCAUCAGACAUUAAUUUCUAUUAUAUAACAUAAGGAUAAUUAUAAUUUCUAUUAAGUAAUGGAUAAAAAUUAGGAGUCAUAAAUUAAGGAAAUUCUAUUGGUUUACAUAAUUUUAUUAAUCCAAAUUUAUCAGAAGAAAAAUACUCAAGUAUAGGUUUUUCUAAAUUAAUUGUUAUAGGAUAAAAACAAUUCCUUAAACUUCUUUAAGAAUAUCCUUAGGAUUAUGAAAUCUAUUGUAAAAUUAAAGAAGAUUUGGUAUUUUCAUCAUAAAAAGAUUCUUUAUUACCUUUUAAAUGUUUUAGCUGUUUAAAAUAUAAUCAUUUUAUUUAAUAAUGUCCAUUACUUCAUUAUAUACCUGAAAAAGAAAAAAUAAUUAAAAGAAUAGUAUUUCCAACCUAAUAAAAUCGCCAGACUGUUAAACGAAGAGUUAAAUUAGUUAAUUUUUCAAGUAAAUCAUAAAUUCUUAAAGAAUUAUAAAAUGCCUCUGAAUAAAUUGUGAAUGAUAAUCCUGAAAUAUUAUAAUUGUAUGAUGUGGAAGAUAAUAUAUAACAAUUAAUUUAAUAAGAUAUAAAUUUAUAGUAGAAGGUAGAUUAGAAAUAAAAUAAAUUUUAAGCAAUAUUAAAAUAACAUUAAAUACUUGUAAAUAAUCAAAAGAACAAACUUAAAUCUGCAGUUGAAAAAAUUAAAUAAAACAAUUCGGAAGUGUUUUAGAAUUUACAUAUUAAUCUUAAUUGUUAUUAAAUGAAAAAGGAAUUAAUCAAUAAAAUUCUUGAAUUAAGAUUCAAUUGUAUCAAAAACCUAAAUUCAUUUAUAUUUCAAAAAGAAAUAAGUUUAAUAUAACAAUUAAUGUAUUAGUAGACUUUCGAUAAAUCUUAUGAAAUUUCUAUUUUUGAAACACCAGCUAACUUUAAAUAUUAUAAUCCUGAUUGGAAUUUUGAUAAUACAUGCAAAUUCAAACAAAAAAGAAAUCAGAAGUUGAUAAAGUAGUUGCUUUUUUAUUUCUUGUAUCCAUGUAAGAUUAUUGAUCAAUUUAAAAUUUAAUAGCUUAAUUGUUAUUCAAUUAAAGAGCAAGGAUAAUGA